This is a messenger RNA of Pseudomyrmex gracilis, 8587 nucleotides long. RefSeq names its product probable cation-transporting ATPase 13A3 (gene anne). Gene Ontology annotation, molecular function: P-type ion transporter activity; ATP binding; ATP hydrolysis activity. Lineage: Eukaryota; Metazoa; Arthropoda; Insecta; Hymenoptera; Formicidae. The record is from RefSeq and is a predicted model, not a curated record. Gene Ontology annotation, biological process: polyamine transmembrane transport; intracellular calcium ion homeostasis. The coding region runs from base 2464 to 6819 and encodes 1451 amino acids. The transcript has 11 exons. Gene Ontology annotation, cellular component: membrane.
CAGGGCGCAAGUCUUCCUCGUCGGUCGGUCGCCGUGCCAAGCAAGCAAUUUAUUCGAUUCGCUCGCUUUCAGAGGUUGGUCGUCAUCCGUGGCAAGUGAAACCCGGCUAAACAUCGCGCUCUUUAAUCUCGCGUGUUUCAUCGCGCGUGUUGAACAGUGUGAGAAUUCGUCUCCCGGUGGAAGUCCGAUCGUUCGACGGAGCGACUCGUCAGCAAUUACGAGCGGAUCGCCGCUGCCGCAGUGAUCAGAGCUCCGGACGGAAUCAGCGAUUUCGAAGCUGAACUCCGAAAGCAGAACGGCGCGCUGCGCCGCCAUCUUAGCGCGAACACGUUUUUGCGAAUUGUCUUCGCAACAGCUGCGAAUCGCAGGGAAACCUGUCGCGGGGUUUGUCAGAUGCAGAACGAACGUUCGGGGCUAAAGGAUCUCUUAAUUUAAGAGUGGUGGAUAAUCACCACGCGAAUGAGUGCCGUGCCGAAGAAACCCCCGCUCGCAAAGUGACUUCUCGCAGGAGAGUGGCUUUUUCUUUUCCGUUUCCUAAUUUGCGGGUGACCGGCAUUGAGACGUAUCACUGCGCACCAGCGGCGACGUAUAUUACCGGCACUAUGAGUAAGAUGCUAGACACAAACUAUCGCACCGUGUUCUCUGUACUUAGAAGUCCCGAGGAGGGUGAAGAGUUUAAACGAAUCAUCUGAAAGAAUCGCGCGAAAAAAAUAUAUAAGGAGAGAGAGUCAUCGUUUCACUCGCGGGGACGAUUUGUGUGUUUUAAAAGUGUGAAAUCUUUGCUCGGUGCCUGAAAAAAAAUAUUUGUUUCUUUGUGUCUUUAUCAUCGAAGUCUCUCGUUUUUGAAAAAAAAACGCGAGACAUCGUGACGUAAUCGUAAAGGCUAUUAAUAGAUUCCGUGUUGAUUCGUGGAAUCUUAAAACGCACUAUCUUCCGUAACGUGGCGCAACUUUUUCCUCGUAUCGAUCGGUUCGAUCGGGAAGAGAACGACGUUUCGGACUAACUCGCUCACGUCAAUCGACACCGAGCGUGUGUUAAGCUUAAACUCUAAUUAAAAAGUAAUUACUGUCUUUUUUCCUCGAAAGACAAAUUGUUGUGUGCUACAAAGAACGAGAGAAGAGUCUUUAGCGUGGUGCGCGUGUGCAAAAAAAACUCCGUCUGUGAAUAAUCAACAACUCUCUCUUCUGCCGAUCGAGACGUCCCGACGGCAACCCCGGAUACUCCUAUAACCCGUAAUGUAUUUGCGAUCGCGCCCAGGAGCAGCACAAGGGAGGUACGAGCAUACAAGAGAGGCGGUAAAAGCUGGUGCAGCGGCCGCGUGCGGUCGCAGAGUGCCCGGAUCGUCGUCAUCAAGGGCUAAAGGCGGGACGAAGGCGAACCGUCACCGCGAUCACGCGUUAGCACCGCAGCCGCAACCGCGGCCGUUACGAGGCGGCUCCGCAGACAGGGGCGUUUCGGACCUGUCGGUGUGCUCGAAACGCGGAAUGAGCGAGAGUGAACGAGCUGUUAUCACGCCACGAAUCGGCUGGCGAAAACUCACCGAUCCCGGCGACUGACACGACGAAUUCAGGAAGCCGAGAGCAGGUCCGAAGCGAUAGCACCAGCUACCGCCGCUACUCGCUACUCGUCAGCAUUCACGUUCAUCUCCCGCCGCACUUUUGACGAUCGUAGUCGGUCCAUUGUGGCACAGCUGCUGCGAGACGGCUCCUAGGACCGCUACGUUUACAUCAUCAUCAUCAUCGUCAUCGUCAUCGUUGUUGUCGUACCGUCUGUGCCAGUUCGAUGCCGGCCAGAUGCCGGAAUACGCGCUGCCGAGACCCGCUGCGAGAACCUUGAAGAGGGAUCCCGAAAUGGCGGGCAAUCGGUGUCGGUAGCAGACGGGGUUAACGUCCCGAAGAAGCACAAAACUGUUUUCAAAACGGCACCGCGCCUCGUCGUACCUCGCACCACACAUACCGACCCCGUCUUCGGCAUCUCUUUCUCCUUUCCUCUUCUCUUACAUCCCAGCUGAACUUUUCAUUCACGCCGAGUGACGGAACUUUGUCGCAUAUCCGGAAGCGGCCUCGAGAAGCGGCCACGCGGACAAUAAUAUAAUUUAUUAGAUAUUAAGGCUAGUGCUAUAUAUAUCAUGUAAUAGUGAGAGGACAACAGAUAUAUAUAUAUAUGUGUAUAUAUAUAUAUAUAUAUAAAUACGGGAAGCGGGUUGAGGGAAAAUUCUAACAGAAAGUUUGUAAAUCGUCACGACGAUUGUUUUUCCCCGGUCAAGGACGAUAAAGAAAGAAAGACAGAAAGAGAGAGAGAGAGAGAGAGAGAGAAAAUACAAAAUAACAAACGCAAAGAAUAAACAAUCAACUCAGAAAGGGGAAACGUCAUUAGUUCGAGAGUCGUUUUCAUCAGUCGUACUUUGAUUUCUUCUCAUCACACAUCCGGUUGAAUCCGCGUUCUUUCGAGAGAGCUUCGAGAAUGCCACCUACGCCGAGCAAGUUAAAUCUGAGCUUCGCCAGAAACGCUUACAGCGUCUUUGGCGGCCGGAACACGACCACCGCGAAUGAGCACCAGCGUGAGCAAAAGACGGAACUGCUGGAAGGUACCAAAGCUAACGGUCUUUUGCAUCUGAAGAAUGGCGUGGACUACAUCAAUCCCGGCGAAGAAGAUCAGAUGGAAAUUUACGGGUACAGCAGAAGUCGCAUGCAAGUCGUUAUCACCUGGAUCUUUAUUGUCCUCAGUUUAGGUACUUUGAGAUUGAUCUUCCACUGGGUACCGUACUUCAUGCUACGUUGCACGCAUUUCAAGUGUCCUUUGGACAAGGCGGAAACCGUUUUGCUGAUCGAAAAGUUUCAGGGAAAGCACACGAGUUAUUACGUGAAGAAACUAAAGGUUUUAACCGCUCAGGAAGUUGUUAAUAAGUCAUUCAACGAAGAAUCUUUGAUCGACGAACCGUGGGACGGUACUGUGGUGACCACAAAAGAGGAGAAAGAAACCAACCCGAUGCUGUCUGUGCAUCUUUGCGGCGGUCAGUUCAAAAAUGUAUCGUCUAUAACUUUCUUCAACUGCAAGAAACUGACCUACGUCUGGGAUCCGGAGAGAUCGGAAUUCUUGAAACUGCGCGGUCUCGAUACCGACAUUCUGACGUCCACGUUGCAUCAGGCGCAAGGUCUCACUUCCCAGGAGCAGUACAUGAGGCGUAAUGUCUACGGCAACAAUGAGAUCGUGAUACCAGUGAAGAGCGUGCUCACGUUGCUCUGUCUAGAGGUGCUCAAUCCGUUUUACGUCUUCCAACUGUUCAGCUUUUGUCUUUGGUUCGCGGACGACUAUUAUUACUACGCCAUGGUUAUUUUCUUGAUGUCGGGCGCCGGAAUUGUGAUGGCAGUUAACCAAACCCGAUGGAACCAGCGUAACCUGCGCUCGACCGUUCAUUCGUCUGACGUCGCCACGGUCAUGCGAGAUCGCACGACCGGUGAAACCGCGACGGUGCCGGCCGAACAAUUGGUUCCCGGCGACAUUCUGGUUAUUCCGUCUCACGGGUGCUUGAUGCCAUGCGACGCUGUGCUACUUACCGGCAAUUGUAUUCUCAAUGAGUCGAUGCUAACCGGGGAAUCCGUACCCGUUACGAAAACCCCAAUUCCUUCCUCCAACGAUGUGAUAUAUAAUACCAAAGAACAUGCCAGACACACGCUCUUUUGCGGCACCAGAGUUAUUCAAACUAGAUACUACGGCAGCGAGAAGGUGUUGGCAGUGAUCAUCAGAACAGGCUUCAACACCAGCAAAGGCGGCCUUGUGCGAUCCAUAAUGUAUCCCCCUCCCGUGGAUUUCAAGUUCGAACAGGAUUCGUACAAGUUUGUCAUAUUAUUAGCAUGCAUAGCAAGCAUCGGUGUCAUUUAUACUAUUAUUACAAAAGCUAUGAGAGGCGUUCAGACCGGUCACAUUGCUCUGGAAGCAUUAGAUCUCAUUACUAUUGUAGUACCGCCGGCACUGCCGGCUGCUAUGACGGUAGGACGCCUAGUGGCUCAACGUAGAUUAGAGAAAAAGAAGAUAUAUUGCACCAGUCCGAGAACGAUCAACGUAUCGGGAUCUAUUGAUUGCGUUUGCUUCGAUAAAACUGGAACGCUGACCGAAGACGGUUUGGACAUGUGGGGCGUGGUGACAGUUUCAGAUAAAAAGUUUCAGUUGCCAGUUAAGGAUAUUACUAGUUUGCCGCUGUCAGAAGUCCUUAUCGGGAUGGUUACGUGCCACGGAAUCACUAUAAUCGAUAAUCAGUUGGUGGGAGAUCCGCUCGAUCUAAAAAUGUUCGAAUCCACCGGUUGGACGCUCGAGGAACCUGACGUUUCUGACACAUCGAAAUUUUCGAUGCUCUUUCCGACAAUCGUUAAACCGUCGAGAAAUUCUAAGCUACUGAAAAAACUGCCCAACGACUGCGGUACAUUGAGCCGACAAACUUCCGUGUCUUCCGAUGUGGCCGAUAAUAUAUCUCUCAACAAUCUGCACGACGCCGCGUUUGGUGAUUCCGCGACAGAAUUGGGCGAACAGACGUUGGAAAUAGGCAUUGUUCGUCAGUUCCCGUUUACGUCAACUCUUCAGAGAAUGAGCGUAAUUACCAGGACAUUGGGCGCGAAUCAUUACGACCUGUAUUGCAAAGGCAGUCCGGAGAUGAUUCUUAGUCUUUCAAAAGCAGAAUCCAUUCCUUCGGAUUUCGCGGCCGUUCUACAAGAGUACACGUCCGAAGGUUACCGAGUGAUAGCUCUCGCGCACAAAUCCCUGAAUCGUCUUCCGUACACUAAAGUGCAGAGGAUAAGUCGCGAGGCGGUCGAGACCGAUCUGACAUUCUUGGCGCUCAUAAUCAUGGAAAAUCGACUGAAACCGGAAACCUCACCGGUUAUCGCCGAGUUGAAUACCGCUUGCAUCAAGAUGGUGAUGGUAACCGGUGAUAAUAUGCUGACCGCUCUCUCGGUAGCCAGAGAUUGCGACAUCGUGAAGCCAGGCACGCCGGUGAUCGCCGUCUCGGCGAUCUCUCUGUACAAUCAGAUGAAACCGCAAAUCUACUUUACGAAGAGCGACAGUCAACCGUCACCCGCGUCGCCGAACGGUCAGGCCGAUCUCAGCGAGAUGACAGAUUUGAACAGUGUCGUUAGUCUGGAAACUGUCGAAAGUGGUUCCUUUGGCAACACCAAGCUCGAAAACGAUAUCAAUUAUCUCUCAGAUGACGUGCAAUAUUCCAAGAACAAGUAUGCGUUUGCAUUGACGGGAAAAACGUGGGCGUUGAUAAAGCAGUUCUACCCGGAACUAAUAUCCAAGGUGGUUACUCGCGGUGCCAUCUUUGCGAGAAUGUCACCCGAUCAAAAGCAGCAGCUGGUUCAAGAAUUGCAGUCCUUAGGAUAUUAUGUCGCGAUGGUGGGUGACGGAGCUAACGAUUGCGGCGCGUUGAAAGCGGCGCAUACCGGAAUCUCUUUAUCAGACACAGAAUCUUCUGUUGCCUCACCGUUCACCAGCCGCGAGACCAACAUUUCCUGCGUUCUGACCGUGAUACGAGAGGGCCGUGCCGCGCUAGUGACUUCGUUCGGCAUCUUCAAGUACAUGGCCGCUUAUUCCCUCAUACAAUUCAUCUCGGUGAUGCUGCUUUACAGCAUCGAAUCCAAUUUGACGGACAUUCAGUUUUUGUACAUCGAUCUCUUCAUUAUCUCCAUAUUCGCCUUCUUCUUCGGCCGCACCAAGGCUUACGACGGCCCGUUGGUGAAGAUGGCACCGCUCAAUAGUCUCAUCAGCAUGUCGCCGAUUCUCAGCUUGAUCACCCAGCUCGUAAUCGUAGCAAUCUUCCAGUCUACAAGCUUCUGGCAUCUGCAACAGAUGUCCUGGUACGUGCGGUUCAACGCGAGCGAGACUGAGGAUAAGGACGACGUCGCAUGUUUGGAAAAUUACACAAUCUUCAUCGUCAGCGCCAUGCAAUACAUUAUACUGGCGGUUGCUUUUUCAAAAGGUCCUCCGUACAGGAUGUCGCUCUUCACCAACUACGGCCUACUCACCGCUUUUGUGUUUCUAAGUCUGUUCUCUAUUUAUCUGGCAGUGUGCCCGUUCGCGUGGUUGGCUAACUGGUUCGAGCUCGUGCUGCCCGACGAUAUGGGCUUCCGUUUCAUACUCGUCGGCUACGGUGUGUUGAACUUCAUAGUCGCAUUGCUGGUCGAACAUCUGUUCGUUGAGUACCUCGUAUUUGGCAAGUUGCGCUAUCGCUGGCACGACGUGGACAAGUCGCGACGAAAAUUUCUGGCGAUUGACCGCGAUAUGGCGCGCGAUCUCAAGUGGCCGCCGAUCUCUCAGGAACCACUGCCGGAAGCUGUGCCGGAUCUUCCGUUACGGAAGCAGAACGUUACCGAGAUCAAGAUCGAGAAACGGAUAACCGAAUCGUGCCUUCCCGCCGACAACAGCUUCAUUAACAACUCGCCCAUCGCCGGUUUCAAGCAUUUUGGUUCCGCUCGCGAGGUCACUCUUAAUCCUCGAUCUCUCUUCAACGAUUGUCGAAAUACAGUGUCGAUGCAGACUGUGCCGUGCUUCGAAGACAAGGACUCGUCGUCGAAACAAUCGACCGCGGAAUCUCCCGUUAAACGACGACACAAUUCGGAAUCGGAGAACGGAAUCAAUCGUUCGUACGAGAAGCCCUACAACAUGACUCACAACACCAAUCCCAUCGCCACUCUUCCCAGAAAUCCGAAUACGACUCUGCAGCCGCAAAAGCUGAAGGAUUUUCGAGACGUCGUGGUGCACAAGAGCGACGACCAAGUGUCGCCCAACACUCAGAGCGUGCUUGAACUGAACACCAUACCGUCCUGAGGACCGAAGCGCUCGCGAGAUCGGUCUAAUGGUAGCUAAGUAUUUUGACGUUAACAAUGUUGAAUACAAAGUAUUACUGUUGUCGUUUGAUACAAAAAAAAAAAAAAAAAGUAUUACCGGAGGUUGUCUUCGCAUAUGUGAUAUCAAGCUCCGUUUUCGAUGAGCGUAUGAUAUGAAGAACGGCAGAGUGGCGCGAUACAUAGUGAUCGAUAACAAAGAUUCUGAACGAACCUUGUCCGGCAGUUACGUAGUACGGGUGCUCCUGUAAUAAUCUCGAUUUCUUAAUAAGCUCUCCUUCUAUCCGGUGAUAUCCAUACCAUUUAUGAUAAUAAAUUAAUAAUAUCAUAUAAUAGGUAAUGGCGCUUGGCUCAAUCUUGAUUAUACAAAUUUUGAGUCGAUGCAUUUAGGGUUUCUUUUGCUGUCGCUGCAUUCACGACUUGGUGACUGAUGACGUUACUUAAACACAACACGAGCGAUAACAUAUGACACGAGCCGAAUGUUGAAACGAUACCGAAUUUGCGGCUAAUACUUUUCUAGUUAACAGAAGUACAAGUAUUUAAUUUUCUCUCGCUGUCAUAAAGUCUUUCGCACGUGUGUUUUGUAUAAACCGUUGAUACUUACCGUUUGUAAUUUAUAUAAAGUUUAUUUUACCACUGCGUAUUUAUUUAUAUAGAUAUUAUUAAAAAAAACAACGUAAUCGCAUGAAUAAUGACACAUAUUUUUACCGCGAAGGCGCGUGAUUUAUUUUAAACAUCGGCUUGUUUAUAUUUAUCGACUCGGUUAACCAGGGUCCCUUUUGACCCAGUCCUUCUUUGUUCUCUCGUCAUCUUCUUUCUCCCAAUUUAUUAGUAUUUGACAGCAAUUUUCAAUAUAGAGAAGUAUUAUUGUUAUUUAUCUUAGAAUGUGCAUAUUUAUUUUGUAAAAAAAAAAAAAAAAAAACGGAGGAAGAAUCCUCUUAAAACGGAGCGCGUAUCUUAGAAACAAACACACAUGUAGAUAAUUAACAUCUAUAUAGAUAGAUGUUUACACACAGGAUCUUAGAGCUAGAAACAGAGCUCGGCGUGAUAACAUUUGUCUUUUUUCACUGCGAUUUCAAAUGGAGAUACUUAAACGAGAAUUUGUUUAAUUUAAAAAUCAACCAAUCUCUGUUAGCCGCUGCUCUUCCCGAGCGCAUCAACUCGUUUCUCAAUGCAUUUGCGCACUUUUGUAUUUAUUUGUGUGUUGUUUUUCUUUGUUUUUUCGAACUAACGCAAUUAGUUAAUCAUAAUAAGAAAUAUGGAUAUGUGCAUUGCAUUUUGCGGAAAAAAAUGAAAUUCGAUCGCUGAAUGUUACAAAUAUACUUAUAAUUGCUAACGAGUCACACGGUGACUUUGUAAUUGCUGCCGCGUUGAAAAAACAUUCGCCUCGAAAAUCAUUCCACGCGACCACUUGAAACUGAGAAACGACGUGUGAUGUUGUCGAGGAAAUCGGCGGCUGCACGAAGUGCGUGUGUUACGUAUUAUAAUAAAAUAAAUUUCGGAUUAUAUCUUGAAUAUAUUUCGCGAUAUAUAUUAAAAUAGGUCGCAAGACGGAAAACGAUAAGGUUAAUGCUAGCACAAUCUUAUCGCGAUUCGUCAAAGAGUCGAUUCGUAUUGUUAAACUAACUGUAUCGAGAUAAAUGUGUACUUACGAAAUAUGCGCAACGGAAAUAGAUACUUAACGUGUUGAUUUAAUUGCGGCGCUAUAGCUUGUGUUGAGACGUAGCGGUUGUAAAAUAAAAUAUGUUUUU